CAUGAGGUGCGGGUGUUGGGGUACGAGCUCCCUCAGCCCUGUUCACCGUUUUCACGGCGAGGAGCAGCCGGCCCUACCCACAGGGAGCUACCCUCCUCUUCCUCCCCGGCGGCGGGCGGGAAGGGGAAGGACGCCGAGCCCCACCGCCGCCCAGCCCCGGCGGCAACGCCCAGCGCUCGGGCUGGCCCACCGCGGCGCUGGAAGAAGAAGAAGAGGAGGAGGAGGAGGAGGAGGAGGAGGAAGGCUGGGGCGAUGCUGGGGCGGGCGGUGCGGAGCGGCUGGCUGCCGGGCGAGCGGCGUCGCCGGCUGCUGGCGGGGGGCUUCCCGACCCUGCCCGCGCCUCAGGUGCAGCUCUGGAAGCAAACCAGGACCUGGGCGCGCCGCGAAGGAGCCUGCCACAGCACGCUGGUGCCAUCUGAUGAAGUGACUAUUAAUUACAGGCAUGGUCUUCCCAUGAUAACUCUGACGUUGCCCACAAGAAGGGAACGCUGCCAGUUUGCUGUUAAACCAAUGGUAGUGACAGUGGGGGCAUUCCUGAAAGAUGUACAGAGAGAAGAUAAAGGAAUUGUGAAAGCAGAAGUCUUUGCAACAGAUGGUAGCAAGGUUUCUGAUGCAACGUUGAUGGAGGUCUUACUGAGGAAUGACUUUAAGCUUCUUAUCAACAGCACAGCAUACAGUGUGUCACCUCCUGUAAAAGAUAAGCUGAGUAGUGAGCAUGCUACUGAAAUGGAAGAUAUCAAAUCCUUGAUUCACAGACUGUUCGUGGCUCUGCAUUUAGAAGAUCACCAGAUCAGGAAGGAGAGAGAAUUACUACAGAAACUGGACCAUCUGAAAGAACAGCUGAUGCCUCUUGAACAGAUGAAAGCCAAAAUCAUGGACAGUGCAGAUGCAAAGACCUCCAGGCUUCUGUGGGUUGGCUUAGCUCUGAUGUCAACACAAGGUGGAGCAUUGGCAUGGCUCACGUGGUGGGUCUACUCGUGGGACAUCAUGGAGCCAGUCACGUACUUCAUCACUUAUGGGAGUGCCAUGGCUUUCUAUGCCUACUUUGUUCUUACUAAACAGGAUUACCUUUACCCUGAUGUUAAGGACAGGCAGUUCCUCCACUACUUCUACCGGAAAUCAAAAGCCAAGCAUUUCAAUGUGGAACAAUACAACAAACUAAAAGAAGACGUAGCAGAGGCAGAAGAAUCCCUGAGGCGUCUACGCCAACCUCUGCACCUGAGACUUCCGAUCCAGGAAAUUACUAACAAGGACUGACGUUGUUUUGGUAUACAUUAGAAUUGUCCUUUCAAACCUGAUGUGAACAUUUAGUUACCCUAUAGAAACUGGAUAUUUUUGACCACUAUAGUUUUGAAGAUUACAAUAAAUAUCUCUAAAAAUGA
This is a messenger RNA of Cygnus atratus (black swan), 1382 nucleotides long. It is a transcript of the gene MCUB, whose product is annotated as mitochondrial calcium uniporter dominant negative subunit beta. Gene Ontology annotation, biological process: calcium import into the mitochondrion; mitochondrial calcium ion homeostasis. Gene Ontology annotation, molecular function: calcium channel inhibitor activity. Gene Ontology annotation, cellular component: mitochondrial inner membrane; uniplex complex. The record is from RefSeq and is a predicted model, not a curated record. The transcript has 8 exons. The coding region runs from base 253 to 1257 and encodes 334 amino acids. Lineage: Eukaryota; Metazoa; Chordata; Aves; Anseriformes; Anatidae.